Molecule: messenger RNA, 245 nt
Organism: Meloidogyne enterolobii
Lineage: Eukaryota; Metazoa; Nematoda; Chromadorea; Rhabditida; Meloidogynidae
Source: the annotation of a GenBank genome assembly
UUUCCUGUUCUUUCCAGUUUUUUAAUAUGCCAUCUGGUGUUGGCGGGGUCUUUAUAAGAAUCGAAAAUUUGAAAUUUUUCUCACUCUUCUUGAAUUUUCAAUUCCAUUCGUUCCUUUUCUUAUGCUCAAGGUCACUCUUCCUUUUUAUCCUCGCUUCAUUUUUACUCGCGUUCAAAAUCUGCCAGCUCACGCCACCGUUUCUUUUCUUUUGUUUUUAUUCAAAUAGCCGCUGCAUGCAUAUUUAA